Molecule: messenger RNA, 3305 nt
Organism: Pelodiscus sinensis (Chinese soft-shelled turtle)
Lineage: Eukaryota; Metazoa; Chordata; Testudines; Trionychidae
Source: RefSeq, a predicted model, not a curated record
UGUUUAUCACAGCCAGUCUUAAACUGUGCUCCUCUGACCUUCAGCUGAGCUCUUCAGAAACAUCCCCAUCCCACUGCUCUGCAGAGCUGAGGGGUGAAACAUGCCCAGCUACCAUCGCAGGGCAAUCCACUUAUUUACCACUAUGCAAAACUGCUCUGCCCUGUGCUCCAGACACAUUUCCUUUGAGGCCCUUGGCUGUUUGGGUCCCUGCAGACGUGUUAAGGCCUGUUAACAAGACUUGUUUUCUUUCUCAGGACUCUUUGGACAUUUUCCCUUGUUCCUCCCUUGCUUAGUCACCCAAAUUCCAGCUCCCACCGGCUCUGAAGUCCCUUCUGGAUGCUCGUUCUCUGUUACCUUCUGUUCUUCCUUGUCCAACUGGGCCUUGGUGCCCAUCUCUCAGCAGGGGCAGCAGACUCCUCAGCUGUCCUGAAUGGGCAAGAGGGAGGGGGUCAGUCAGGGCAGGAUGUUGACUAAACAGGUCGGGAAUCCACUGCUGUCCUAGGGUAGGUGUUUUGUGAAUGUGUAUGAGGGGGAGAAUUCACUCUUGUGCAGAGGGUCAGCAUGAGGCCCAGACCCAUUUAUAUCCAUCUUAACCCCAAUGGGUGGAUUUUCUCCUGGGGAAAUUGGAUGCUUCCCACCAGGGACUAGAGACCAGGACGGAGGCAAAAGUUUCAGGCUCCUCAUGUAUCUCAGGCCCCACCAGUCACUCUGUGACUUCUCACCCAGGCUCAGCUCUGCCUUUAGCCAGGGGGCUGUCUCGGUCCCCAGGCAACGAGAUGGGAUGGACGGCGUUUCCCCAGUGAUAUGUUUAGAUGCAAACAAGCAAACCAGGUUCUUUCAGUUCUCAAUCUUCCAGCCCUAAAUAGAGACGCUGCGGCCAGAGCAUAGAAGGGGGGCAGCCAGGGCAGGAAACGGAGUAGUGGUGAACAUUAGACCUGAGGAGGGGACAGAGCAGGUCAGAGAGAGGCUGCAUCACCUCUGCUACCUGAGCCCUACAGAAUCGAAGGAGCUGGGAGCAGGGAGAGGAGCUGGCUGGAGCAGCCAGCCCUGGAGAGCAGACAGGGGCAGAUCAGAAUAGAGCGAGAGACAAGAGCGUCCCUUCUCCUGAAGUCAGACAGGGUACGGGGGGCAAGUGGGAGGGGGAAGCGACUGCAGAUUGUGACCCUGUCAGGAGCUGAAACUGCUGUGUUGUUUCCAUCCGAUUCCUAAUCGGUCCCUUCCACCACCCUGAUGCUCCUGUCUCUGUGUCUUUUGCUGCCCGUAAUAAAUCCCAGCAGCCAGAAGAUCUGCUUAGCUCCUGGUGCUCUCCCUGCCCCCACCCUGUACCUGAACCAGACAUCUGCUCAGCAGGGAGACUCCGUGCGGCUCAAGUGCUCCGUGGUCUCUCAGUCCCCAGCCACCCGCGUCUUCUUCUGUAAGGACGGGGAGGAGAUUUUGUCUGAGACAGGCCUGGAGAAGAAGAUCACCUACAACUAUGACCAUGCCGUGUCCAGAGGCAGCUCUGGGAAUUACUCUUGUGGGUACGAGAUCCAGGACAGUGACAACCGGGUGAAUAGAUCCCAGCUCAGCCCUGCCAAGCACCUCAGUGUCACCGCUCUGGGUCCCAGCAGCAAGGAGAUCUGCUCAGCUCCCGGUGCUCUCCCUGCUCCCACACUCUACCUGAGCCAGAUGUCCGCUCAGCAGGGAGACUCCGUGCGGCUCAAGUGCUCCGUAGUGUCCCAGGCCCCAGCCACCCGCGUCGUCUUCUGUAAGGACGGGGAGGAGAUUUUGUCUGAGACAGGUCUGGAGAAGAAGGUCACCUACAACUAUGACCAUGCUGUGUCCAUGGACAGCUCUGGGAAUUACUCCUGUGGAUACGAGAUCCAGGACAGCGACAAGUGGGUGACCAGAUCCCAGCUCAGCCUUGCCAAGCACCUCAGUGUCACUGCGCUGAGUCCCAGAAGUCAAGAGAUCUGCUCAGCGCCCGGUGCUCUCUUUGCCCCCACUCUCUACCUCAGCCAGACGUCUGCUCAGCAGGGAGACUCUGUGCGGCUCAAGUGCUCUGUGGUGUCCCAGGCCCCAGCCACUCGCAUCAUCUUCUGUAAGGACGGGGAGGAGAUUAUGUCUGAGACAGGUCUGGAGAAGAAGAUCACCUACGACUAUGACCAUGCUGUGUCCAUGGGCAGCUCCGGGAGUUACUCCUGCGGGUACGAGAUCCAGGACAGCGACAACCGGGUGAGCAGAUCCCAGCUCAGCUCUGCCAAGCACCUCAGUGUCACUGAGCUGCAUCCCUCCAGCCCGGAGAUCUGCUCAGCUCCUGGUGCUCUCCCUGCCCCUAUUCUCCAGUUGAGCCCGACGUCUGCUCGACAGAGGGACUUCGUGCUGCUCAAAUGCUCUGUGAUAUCCCAGGCCCGAGCCACCCGCAUCGUCUUCUGCAAGAAUGGGGAGAUUUUGUCUGGGACAGGUCUGGAAGAGAAUGUCACCUACGACUAUAACUACACUGUGACUGGAGACAGCUCUGGGAAUUACUCCUGUGGGUAUGAGGUCAAGGACAGCGACAACCAGGUGACCAGAUCCCAGCUCAGCCCUGGCCAGAGCCUCAGUGUCACUGGUGGCGGGAGCAGCAGCAGAGGAACAGAGGAGCCGACCCACCCAGGUAACGGGCUAUUGCUCUGUCAUAACCUGGUUAGCAGAGCCUGGCUCUGUGCCCCCAGCCCCGCCCUCAGGGCACAAAGUCUGGGCCAAACUCACCUCAGUGACCCCAGCUGGGCUGGGCUCUGGGCCAUUUCCCCAAGUCAGAGGUCAGCACGGCCCCUGGCAUCGCUCACAUCCCACAUCCACCCUCUCCUGAGCACACAGCUGGUGCCAAGGCCUCCUGCUGUCCUGUGACCAGGGUAGGUCGCCCACAUGAUAAACUGCAGCCACACUGGGGAGGGGCAAUAGGGUCUCAGCUGCUUAAGGUUGCCAAUCCACCUGGAGUAUCCCAGAACCUGUUUCAGUCUCCCAGGGACGAUGCAAGCAACCCUGGAGAUUUUAAGGAAGACUUUAAGGAAAUUACAUUAUGUCGAAUUGGUAACAAAAUCAGGACUAGGUUCAGUCAGUGUUGGUAACUGUAAGGCUGCUGGGUCUGUCCCUGGGUCCUACGAGGCCUUUGCACAGAGUCUUGGUGCAGCCUGAGCAAACCUGGGCUGUUCCCUGCUCCUCCCACUCCUUAGGGCUGCGCUGGGCAAAGGGAGGAGCCUCCCCAACAGCCUCCAUAAGUCCUCCAAUGUGCCCCCUGCAACAUGACCCCUCCAUAGAGCGAGGCCUCUGGGAGCUCACAUGGG